UUGUGCAUUCGGUUAGGUGAAGGAAAUUGAGAGUAUGCAAAUAGGUGCAAUUGUGUGCACAAUUGGCGAUGCAUGCAUUCCAUUCGGAUAGGAAAAUCUCCAACCCUAUCGCCACCCGCACAAACCACGCAGGCUCUGUCUUUUUAUCCUUUAACAGUUCAGCUCGGAAUGAUUUUAGCAGAAGGAUGAGAUUGUCAAAUAGACCUUCGACAUCACCAAAUCUCAUUAUUCGAAAUUGGCGAUCUAUUUUGGCAAACUUCACAGGUCGUAUCAAACGGACCAAGCUGUUGAGGAAAAAAAAUCUCCAGGUUAACGAUGAAGCUGCCUCUGAUCGAAUAACAUUUGAAGGAGAUAAGGAUUUACAAGACGGUACAGAAAAGGAAUUGAUGUCCCUUGGUGUUGGUGGAUUGGCUGAAAUUUUCGAUUUUAUAAUGGACAAUGUAUUCACACGGCUAAAGGUCAAUAAUGUCAAAGGAAUACUUCUCUAUGGGCCACCGGGAACUGGGAAAACAGCAUUGGCAAAAGCUCUUGCAAAGAUACUACAUGCUAAGGUUGUUAUGGGGCACGAGUUGAUGUCAGGCAAUGUAGACGAGUCAAACCACAGUUUGAGAAAGCUAUUUGACGAGGCUACAAAUGAUUACAGAAAAUAUGGAGAUCAAAGUCCCCUCCAUAUGAUAAUUUUUGAUGACAUUGAUUGGUUCACACAGGGCUUUGGAAGACUUCAUGAAUUGUUGAGAAUGAUCGAUGAUGUAAAUGCAUAUGGCAAUAUCUUCAUUAUUGGAACAACAAAUAGGAUGGAUUUAAUCCACGGGUCACUCUUGAGACCUGGCAGGCUGGAGCUUUGCCUUGAAGUUGGGGUCCCUAAUGAGAAAGGUCGUGUAAACAUAUUAAAGGUUCAUACGCAAAGGAUGAACCAGUGCGGUUUACUCGAUUCAAAUGUGAACCUUGAACAAAUAGCUUCCAUGACUGUUGGUUGGAGCGGGGCUGAGCUUGCCAGUGUUGCUAAGUCGGCUCUCUCACAAGCUAUUAUCCGCACUAAUUCUACCAUGUUAGGGGAAGUCAAUAGAAGGUGGAUUAGAGUAAACCAAGAAGACUUUCUUCAUGGUGUUCGAUUUAUAAUUCAUGAUCGAUGAAGAUAUUUGGUUCUCAUCCCUAUUUACAAGUGUUGUGAUUCAGACUUUUUAUAAGGUCAUACGACAUCAUAAGAGUUGAUAUUAUUCCAAGCUGGAUGCAAAUUUGUGUCUGUCAUAUUUUGUUGAUUUGAGAUAUUUCCUGUCGACAAUAUACGCCUUUUUAGAGAAAUUAUUUUGUUCACAAAUA
Messenger RNA from Jatropha curcas, 1320 nucleotides. The record is from RefSeq and is a predicted model, not a curated record. NCBI's taxonomy places the organism in Eukaryota, Viridiplantae, Streptophyta, Magnoliopsida, Malpighiales, Euphorbiaceae.